ACGCUGACUGUGAUCGCUUAACGGCGCCGCUCCCUCCAGCCGCUCAGGAGCCGAGCAGGCGGGCGCAGGAGCCGCCGCAUGUUGCCCGGCACCCGGCUCCCGGCCGCCGCCACCAUUCUGCCCGCGCAGGCGCCGCUGGGGCCCGCCGCCGGCGCGCCAUGGCCGCCGCCGCAUCACGCGCUGCCCGCAGACGACGUCCCGCACAAAGAUGCUUGUAUAACCUUGAAUAUGAAACUGGACCCUUCCUACUCAAAUUUCAACAACCCGUCCACAGGUCACAGUGGUGUGAACCAGCUAGGGGGGGUGUUCGUCAGCGGCCGACCCCUGCCGGAUUCAACGCGGCAGAAAAUAGUCGAACUGGCGCACUCCGGCGCCAGGCCCUGCGACAUUUCGCGCAUUCUGCAGGUUUCCAAUGGCUGUGUGUCCAAAAUUUUAGGCAGGUACUACGAGACGGGGUCCAUCCGGCCGAGGGCCAUCGGCGGCUCCAAGCCGCGAGUCGCCACCGCUGAGGUGGUCAGCAAGAUCUCGCAGUACAAGCGCGAGUGCCCGUCCAUCUUCGCCUGGGAGAUCCGCGACCGGCUGCUGCAGGAGGGCGUCUGCACCAACGACAACAUCCCCAGCGUG
Gryllus bimaculatus (two-spotted cricket) is the source of this 624-nucleotide messenger RNA. NCBI's taxonomy places the organism in Eukaryota, Metazoa, Arthropoda, Insecta, Orthoptera, Gryllidae. The record is from the annotation of a GenBank genome assembly.